Molecule: messenger RNA, 1467 nt
Organism: Spizellomyces punctatus DAOM BR117
Lineage: Eukaryota; Fungi; Chytridiomycota; Chytridiomycetes; Spizellomycetales; Spizellomycetaceae
Exons: 1
Coding region: 1-1467 (488 amino acids)
Source: RefSeq, a predicted model, not a curated record
AUGGCAUAUUACCGAGCCAAUUACUUGAGUGAUACAUAUGCUAUUUCGCCACCGAUUCCAAAUCUGCAAAAACGUCAAGUGGGUGUCGCACUAGACUAUUCAAAGAUUGAUAUCCUCGGACGACCACAAGUUGUCUAUUCGUGGAACCGCAAUGUCCAUGAGAAAGACCUAGCAACAAAGACGAACUAUGCAGCACCGAAAUAUGAACCGAGGCUCUCGUCUUCUGAUGUUCUGAAAUUUUCGGCUGCCCAACGAACUACCAAGGCUUACAGGGACGGUCUUGAAUAUGUUAAAGCAGAGGAAGAUUACAGGAAGAAACAGAAGUAUCUUGAUUCGAUUACUCCAAGUAGACAAGGGAAUGCAUUGACCGUUGGAACGCAAAAUUCCCUUUCAGGAUUACCGAUUCCUGAUGAAUCAGGGCAUGUGUUUUCCUAUCCCGCAUCAGUGACUUCCCAAACGGGCUUAAUGUUUGAAGCACCACCUAAUGGAAAUGAGAUUCCAGCACAGCCACGUAAUGUAAAUUCUACUCCCCUAGAACCUGUAAUUCUAACAAGGGAGACGGAAAUUAGACGAGAUGCAGUUGGAAAUGACCGUGUCAAUCAUGGGACUGGCGCUGCUGUUCCAUUGGAUGCGAUGACAAUGUCCGAUGCUUAUAUUCCACCAAUUCCAGGCAGUUUCCCUGGCUUGACUCCAGAGGUUCAUGUGGAAUCUCCUCAAAUCGAUGCCUCCGUGGAAACAAUGCCUCGUAGUGCCGCACCAAUUCCGCAUGAUACAGUACUCCUGAAUGACCGCCAUGAUCCGUCUGGUGUAGCGGAUGUUUUAGAGAGAAACUCCGUCAAUGAAAAAUUUAUCCCGGUUCCUGCUAGAACUCCAUUUCACUUCAAAGGUAAGGAAGCAACCAUAUUAGCAGGUUCCAAAAGGAAAGCAAAUGCACCCCCGCCGAUUCCUCGGUUGAAUAAAAAGAAGCAAAAAACAGAGCCAGUAACUCCACCAUCAACCCCAUCACCUGUUGCUCCUCCACAUCCUCCGGAUGUGAUUUUUGCUGGAGUUGCUCCUCAUGGAACCAAAAGAAGACAGUACAAACAACCAGAUGAUAAGCAGACCACGGUAAAAAGACAAAGAAUAGAUUCUUCUAUACCCGAACGAGAGGAAGUAGAGGAAAUUAGAUUAACAUCCCCUGAAGAAGUUGAAAAACAUAUACGAGCCAAAAAUAGGAGAAAAGUCAAUUUUGCACCAGCACCUCCGAAUGUUGCUGUCAAUCCUCCAACGUUAGUACCGCUAACCGCGGACUUGGGAAGCGAAGUACGUCCACUCGCAAGAUUGCGAGGACAACGUGAAGCGGAAUAUGUUGUCCCUCCUGCACAAACACAAUCGACACUGCGUGUGGAACCUACAGUUCGAAGUAGAAGGAGAAAAGGAGCAGAGGAUGUCACACUUCCACCGAGGAAGAAACAGAGGAUAGCGUAA